Molecule: messenger RNA, 2361 nt
Organism: Miscanthus lutarioriparius
Lineage: Eukaryota; Viridiplantae; Streptophyta; Magnoliopsida; Poales; Poaceae
Source: the annotation of a GenBank genome assembly
AUGUGCCGUCGUGCUAGCUGCCAGGAGGUAGCUUUGCUUCUUUCACUUGCCGCAAUAUCUGCAGCUAGUGCUAGCCACCAACACCGCCGUCUCUGCCACUUGGUCAUGCUUCUGUUGCUCCCCGUGGCUUCCAGCGCCAGGGACAGGGACACCAUCACGUCGCGCCGCCCGCUCAUGGGCAACGAGACGCUCGUCUCGGCCGGCUCCGGCAACUUCGUGUUCGGCUUCUUCACCCCGCCCGGUUCUCGCCAAACCUAUCUCGGCGUCUGGUACGCACGGGUGGCGCCCCGCACCGUUGUGUGGGUCGCCAACCCCGACGCGCCCCUCGAUGGCAGGGUGGAGGAUAACGCCGAGGCCAGCCUCUGGGUGGGCUACGAUAUCUACCUGCUCCUCCUGACAGACGCCGUCACCGCCGUUAUGUGGAACGUCCCCGGAAGUGCGGGGAAUGCUGGCACGGCGAGGAUCCUGGACAACGGCAACCUGGUGCUCUUGGACGCGCAAAGAAGCGUGCUGUGGCAGGGGUUCGACCACCCCUCUGACACGCUGCUCCCGGGGAUGAGCCUCGGGCUGGACGUUGCCACCGGCAGGACCUUGGCGCUGGUGGCGUGGAAGAGCCCGUCCGACCCGUCCUCGAGCCCGAUCAAACUGUCAAUGGACGCGUCCGGCGUCCCAGAGGUUUCCAUCUGGAACAACUCCACCAGGAUCUGGCGCUCCGGCCCCUGGGACGGGGUGCGCUUCACGGACGUCCUCCUCCUGGACACCGCCGCCGGCAAUUUCAGCUUCGUCGGCGGUAACACCUCGGUGGUGACCGACGAGGCGCGCAACUCGAGCAUGGUGUCGCGGCUGGUCCUGAACAGCACAGGCGGCAGCGGCGGGCUGCUGCAGCGGUGGACGUGGGUGGAGCGAUUGGGACCAGUGCGACACGGUGUCGCGGUGCGGCGUCAACGCCGUGUGCGACACCAGCAGCCCGCUGCUGUGCUCGUGCCUCCCCGGGUUCACGCCGCAGACGACGGCGGCGAGGGAUGGCGUGGACGGGUGCUGGUGGAAGGCGCCGCUUGGCUGCCCCAACGGCACCGACGGGUUCGCCGUGGUGCCGUACGCCAACGCACCAGACGCGGCCACCGCCGUGGUGGACUUGGGCGCCAGCAUCGAGGAGUGCCGGCAGAGGUGCCUGGGGAACUGCUCCUGCACGGCGUAUGCCGGCGUGAACGCGAGCGGCGGGCCCGGCGCGGUUGCAUCAUGUGGACUGGCGGACUCGCCGACCUCCGCGUGCAUCCAGACUACGGCCGGGACCUCUACGUCCGCCUCGCCGCAGCCGAUCCGGGUUCACCAAGCAAAGUGAGGAAGAAGAAGGACGAACGUAUUAAAGUUGCAAUUAUUGUCAGCAUAACUGCAGUGUCAAUUCUUCUAUCACUCGGAGGGUUCUUCAUUUGGAGAGGAAAGAGAGGAAAUGGUCAGGAGGUUGAUCUGGAACUGCCAAUAUAUGAUGUGGAGACAAUAGCAGCAGCCACAGACAGUUUCUCCACAAACAACAAGCUCGGCGAAGGUGGCUUUGGACCUGUAUACAAGGGAAAGCUUGAGGAUGGACAAGAAAUAGCAGUUAAAACUCUUUCAAAAAAAUCAAAACAAGGUCUUGAUGAAUUCAAGAAUGAGGUCAUGUUGAUAGCUAAGCUUCAGCAUCGGAAUCUUGUUCGGCUGAUUGGGUGCGGCAUUUCUGGAGAAGAAAAGAUGCUUAUAUACGAAUACAUGGCAAAUAAAAGCUUGGACUACUUUCUGUUUGACAGAACCAAGAGCAUGCUACUUGACUGGCAAACACGAUAUCAUAUAAUUGAAGGAAUCGCCCGAGGUUUACUGUAUCUUCAGCAAGACUCGAGGUAUAGAAUCAUCCACAGAGACCUGAAGCCAGAAAAUAUUCUUCUGGAUAAGGAUAUGACUCCUAAAAUUUCAGACUUCGGGUUGGCAAGAAUGUUUGGCAGCGAAGACACAGAAAUCAAUACUGGUAGAUUGGCUGGCACACGCGGUUAUAUAGCUCCGGAGUAUCAGAUAAAUGGAGUAUUCUCGAUGAAAUCAGAUGUAUUUAGUUUUGGCGUUGUAGUGCUAGAAAUCAUCACUGGUGAAAGGAACCGAAUUGUUUACCCGUACUCAGAUCAUCUCAGCCUUCUUGAGCAUGAGAAACCUGAGGAUCGCCCUUUGAUGUCCCAGGUGCUCCAGAUGUUGGCCAGCGCCGAAAACUCCUCACUGCAAACUCCCAAGCAGCCUGGCUUCGCUGCGAGAAGAGCUGCUACAGAAAACCCAUCCACAAGCAAGCUAGACUGUAGUGUUGCGGAUAGCAUGACCACCUCCUUGUUCGAGGGCAGGUAA